This is a messenger RNA of Platichthys flesus (European flounder), 2613 nucleotides long. RefSeq names its product calcium channel, voltage-dependent, gamma subunit 1b (gene cacng1b). Gene Ontology annotation, cellular component: membrane; L-type voltage-gated calcium channel complex. Gene Ontology annotation, molecular function: calcium channel regulator activity; voltage-gated calcium channel activity. The coding region runs from base 175 to 861 and encodes 228 amino acids. NCBI's taxonomy places the organism in Eukaryota, Metazoa, Chordata, Actinopteri, Pleuronectiformes, Pleuronectidae. Gene Ontology annotation, biological process: calcium ion transmembrane transport; regulation of calcium ion transmembrane transport via high voltage-gated calcium channel. The transcript has 4 exons. The record is from RefSeq and is a predicted model, not a curated record.
AGAGAAGCUUCAGACAAGAAGAGGAACCUCUGGAUUCAACAUCUGGCAACAAGGACCAGAAGAAGAACACAACCAAAACAACCUUGACUGUCCUUACCAUCACACGCACACACACACACACACACACACACACACACACACACACACACACAACCACACGCAUCGGGCAGCAGCAUGUUUGAUGAGCAGGCGACCAAGGUCAAGAUCACGUCUGUGGUGAUCGUGGUGGGCAUGGCGGCGAUGCUGGCGGCGGUGGUGACCGACCACUGGGCCGUGCUCAGCCCCCGUGUGGAGAAGCUCAACGCCACCUGCGAGGCAGCCCACUUUGGCCUGUGGAGGCUCUGCAAGAAGAGCAUCUUCAUCGUGGAGGAGGACCCCAUGGGCAAAGGUUGCGGCCCCAUCAGCUUACCUGGAGCAAAGAACUGUUCCUACUUCAAACACUUCACAUCGGGCGAAGAGGCUGAAGUUUUUGAAGUCAAGACCCAGAAAGAGUACAAUAUCUCAGCAGCAGCCAUCGCCAUAUUCAGCCUGUUCUUCAUGACCCUGGGAACUGUCUGUGUCGUCUUCUCGUUUGGGAAGGGCCGUGACUACCUGCUCCGACCCGCCGGGAUGUUCUUUGCCUUCGCAGGCCUCUGCAUCAUCAUUUCCGUCGAGGUAAUGCGCCAGUCUGUCAAACGUAUGAUCGCCAGUGACGAGACCAUCUGGAUUGAAUACUACUACUCCUGGUCCUUCACCUGCGCCUGCGCCUCCUUCACUCUCCUCAUCCUCAGCGGAGCCGCCCUGCUUCUCAUCUCCAUGCCCCACAUGCCUCGUAAUCCCUGGGAGACCUGCAUGGACGCCGAUCCGGACACCUUAGAAUAGACACAGGGGAUGUAACAGGCAUAGUUGAAAAAUGUAAAUUCAAUAAAACACAUGGGAUAUAUACGAUCCCACACAUUUAUCAAUUCUACUAUACAAAGAAAACCGUUCCUCUGGUGAAGAUAAGGACAAACAUGCCCCUGACAAAAUUCAGCUAUAAAAAAUAUUUAUAUCGUUAUACUAUUUCACAUUUCCACUCAGUUAAUAACAGUGAAAUCAAAGAAUGCUGUUAAAUGGUUUGAAUUCUGACAUUUCUAUCUAUUUCCUGUUGAUAGUGGAGUAUUUUGUGUACACAGUGUAUUUGAGUCAUAUUCCACAAUUGAAAACAUUCCACAAAACUUACAACAACACAACCAAAAUGAGAAAAAAAGGUAAAAAACAGAAAAAGACAAGAAAAGAAAUCCCCAAGUUUAGCAUCAGGGUUAAAGAGGUUGUAGUCUGGUUUCCCAAGGAUGAAAAUACAGGCAUACAACAAACAGAUAAGACAGGUUCGAACCUUGAACGUAAGAGAGAUUAAAAGUCUGUGAUCAUGCGAAUCACGGAUAGCAGAUGAGCGGAAGAACCAUACACUUGUGAUAUCACAUUUUAAUUCCCUAGAUCUGGAUUUUCAGUGCAUGACAUCAUGACUGCGGCUCUCUAUAACUGUGGGUUAUGUAGCAAACCUUCACAUAAAACAAACCAUAAACAUCCAUUUAGAAUUUACUUCAAAAAUAUUGAUGUUUGUAAUUUUGUAUCAUUAAGUUACAUUACUUUUAUUCUGUUUGCCCAGAGCUAUAAACAUAUUUAGGGUAAGUAUGCUAUAGACUUUAUAUACUUUCAUUAUUGCAUAUGAUUGUAAAAUAGUAGCUUGAAGAUUGCUCCGUUCUGUAGACUGUACAUUGUUGCUGUCAGAAGAAAAUCCAAUUGUAUUUCUUUUUUUAAUUGCAGUCGCAUUCAAAUCCCAGCCGACCUUUUCAGUUUUCUCAUUUUAUUUUUCAAUCUGGUUUCACCUGACGGCUACAGGCAUUUCUAUUUCCUGUGUGUGCGUUACACAAAGGUUGUAUAUUCUUAGCUAAACAGUCGUCUUCGUCCUCACCAGGUUAUAUUUGAAUUAUUUCUCUGGCCCUGGAGUCAGUCAGCUGGUGCAGGUGCAGUGGAAUUAAAGUUCCCUAAAUAAUGCAGCUUCACAGGGAAACAAGAAGUGAUUAGAUUUGGCUCUGGGGUCCGACUGAGAAGAACAUUUCCAUUUUUCUAACUGCCAUAAAAAAAAAUGGGACUUGGACGUUGUACAGGUUUAUAUUUUAGAAAAUUGAAACAAUAAGCCGCCAGUUUUCUUCUUGACUAUUUUAUAUAAUUUGCACUGUCAUGAUCAGCUGGACAGGAACCAGCUGUUGAUUAGAGCGGAACAUCGUAAAAAUAAGAUUUUUUUUGUUUGAAGAAAUAUUCACCUCAUUGUUAACAAAUUGUCAGACUAUUUAUUUUAGAUUUGUGAAGUGCAUGUCCGUGAUUGUCUUUUUUUCCCACAUGGGAACUUAAAUAAAUCUGUAAAGGUCAUGAUGGUGUGACUUUUUGUGCACAGUGCAAAGCAAAAGACUUUUAUAGCAUUGGUUUAUGUUAAGUUAAUAUGAACUAAGGCACAAUCUUGUUAUUCUUCCCUCUGCUUUUCAUUCUGUACACACAGUAUAAAAUCAAGUAAGGUUGCAGAUUUCCUUGUUUGGCUUUUAUAUGUUAAUCUACCGACAAAGUCAAUGUAUGUAUUUAUUCAGGAAAUAAAAA